CGCCGACCGGCCCGACGCCACCCGGCGGCCACCCGCCUCGUCCCGGUCACCUGCCCGCAGUUCCUUUGAAAGGCGGCGGGAGGCGACGAUCGCUAUGGCGAACCUGGGUCGCCUGCUCUGCGUGAUGUGCCUGUUCUGGUGCGGUGCGGGGAGCCUGGAGAACUCGGUUCUCCCGUUCAACACCGCCUCCAAGAAGCCCAUCAUCGGGAUACUAAUGCAAAGAUGCCAUCAUAAGGCCAUGAAAAAACUUGGGAACUACUAUAUUGCUGCAUCCUAUGUAAAGUAUUUGGAGUCUGCAGGUGCAAGAGUUGUACCAAUAAGAAUUGAUCUUAUGAAGGACGAGUAUGAAAAGAUUUUCAAAUCCAUUAAUGGGAUCCUUUUCCCCGGAGGAGGUGCUAACAUCAAGAGGUCAAAUUACUCUCACGUGUCCAAAAUAUUUUACAAGCUUGCCAUAGAGAGUUUUGAUGAUGGAGACUAUUUUCCUGUGUGGGGCACGUGUCUUGGAUUCGAAGAGCUUUCAUUUCUGACGAGUGGAGAGUUCUUAUUAACUCCCACAAAUACUACUGGGUUGAAACUGCCGCUGAACUUCACCGAAGCUAUAUUGCAGAGCAGAAUGUUUGAGAAUUUUCCUGCUGAAUUAUUGCUAUCAUUAGCAGUGGAGCCUUUGACAGCAAAUUUCCACAAGUGGAGUCUCUCGUUGAAGAAUUUUUCUAAGAAUGAAAAGUUAAGCAAGUUUUAUAAUGUAUUGACUACAAAUUCAGAUGGCAAGGUACAAUUUAUUUCAACAAUGGAAGCGUUUCAUUAUCCAAUAUAUGGUGUUCAGUGGCAUCCAGAGAAACCACCUUACGAGUGGAAGAAAUUAGACGGCAUUAGUCAUGCACCCAACGCUGUGAAGGCGGCAUUUUAUUUAGCAGAGUUCUUUGUUUCUGAAGCUCGGAAAAAUAAUCAUCAUUUUCCAUCUCCUGCUGAAGAGAGUAAAAACCUGAUUUAUCAGUUUCAUCCCACUUAUACUGGAAAUUUUUCUUCAUUUCAGCAAGUUUACUUAUUUAAUUGAAAGGCGUCAUUGCCCUAACAGUAAUUUUUAAUAAUUACAUAAUUAAAAUGUUAUAAUAACUUGUCACUCCUGGUAAUAAUAACCUCAGAGAGAUUCUUUUUCCAUGAUAUUGCUGGCUUGAUUCUUCAUUAAGUAUAUUUGACUAUACAUGUUACAAUGAGCGGGAUGAAGAAUAAUCAGUGUAUUACAUAAAAAAAAUUCUUUUAUCUGAAAAUAGAAAUAUAUUUCUAUUUCUAUACUAUUUCUAUUGAAAAUAAAAAUAUAUUAUUUUUUAAAUUCUAGAAAUAAGUAUGCUCCUCUA
Messenger RNA from Sorex fumeus (smoky shrew), 1355 nucleotides. It is a transcript of the gene GGH, whose product is annotated as gamma-glutamyl hydrolase. The record is from RefSeq and is a predicted model, not a curated record. Gene Ontology annotation, biological process: tetrahydrofolylpolyglutamate metabolic process. The transcript is spliced from 9 exons. Bases 95 to 1054 code for a protein of 319 amino acids. Gene Ontology annotation, molecular function: gamma-glutamyl-peptidase activity. Gene Ontology annotation, cellular component: vacuole. Lineage: Eukaryota; Metazoa; Chordata; Mammalia; Eulipotyphla; Soricidae.